AUGAAGAAGAGCGAGGAAGCGAAGUGUUUGUAUUGUGACAUGGAAAAUCACCUUACAGCAGAAUGCAAGGCCCUAGGAAAGAAACCUCAUGAGGAGAAACUUGCAUUUUGCAAAUCCAAAGGACUGUGCUUUGCCUGCCUUCAGUCUUCACAUCUUGCCAGGGACUGUAAACAGAGGACGACCUGCAAGAUUUGUCAAAGGUUACACCCCACCCUUCUUCAUAGAGAUUGGGCACCAUCGAAACAAGUGAAAAGGAAUGGUGAAUCAGAGAAACAACGUACUAAUGACGACGUUGGAGCUAAUAGGAAGAAGGAGGAAAGCUCGGAAGGACAAACAGAAGGAGAAGAAAUUGGAAAUGAAAAUUUCCCAGACGUAAAGCGCACGUUAUCCAACCGCACUUCUAUGCAGGACUCCCAACCGGCCAUUGUGCCUGUGACUGUACGCUCAAAGCAGACAGGGAAAUGUGUACACACAUACGCAUUCAUUGACAACGGGAGUAACGCAACUUUCUGCACAGAAGAGUUAAAAAACAAACUAAAUGCCAAAGGAAGAACGCGCACUAUCCAGCUUCAAACAUUAACAGAUGAUAAGCUGGUCAAGACCUGCAUACUGCAAGACCUGGAGGUAGCUGAUGUGAAUGAGAACACAUAUAUACCACUUUCUGACGUCUACAUACAGCCCAUCCCUGUAGACAAGUCAGACAUACUGAGAAGGAAUGACAUUGCAAGAUGGCCCUACUUACAAGAAAUAAACUUGCCGGAGAUCAAUGCAGACGUGGGCAUCCUCAUUGGCAAUAACGUCCCUAAAGCAAUGGAACCACUGCAGGUUAUCAAUAGUCAGAAUGACGGACCAUUCGCUUGCAAAUCUAUCAUAGGGUGGAUGGUUUUUGGAAGCUGCAAGCAAGAGAGAAGUGGGUCCAAGAUAGCCUCCCACAGAGUCCACGUGAUGGAAGAUAUUCAGCAACAGCUAAAUAAUCUCUACAACACUGAGUUUUCAGAACGCUUGAUGGAAGAUAAAGUCGAAGAAUCCAAAGAGGAUAAACGAUUUAUGGAAAAGGUUGAAGGAUCCAUCAAGCUAACACAAGGGCAUUACCAAAUCGGACUGCCAUUCAAGGGAGACGUCGACCUGCCCAACAACAGGCUCAUGGCAGAGCAGAGACUCAACCACCUGCAGAGGAAGUUCGCUAGACAGCCGCAGUUCCAUAGGGAGUAUGCAGGGUUUAUGGAUAAGGUGCUGAACAAACAGUACGCUGAAAGAGUACCAGAAGACGAGUUCCUUAGAGAAGAUGGAAAGAUGUGGUUUAUUCCUCACCACGGUGUAUAUCACCCACAGAAGCAAAAAAUUAGAGUGGUGUAUGACUGUGCAGCUUCUUUCAAGGGCAAGUCACUGAAUGACAAUCUUCUACAGGGGCCGGACCUCACAAAUAGUUUGGUGGGUGUAUUAACAAGGUUUCGUCAAGACCGCAUAGCAGUAAUGGCAGACAUAGAAGCCAUGUUCUCACAAGUGAAACUGCUAAAGGAAGAAAAGGAUCUACAUCGAUUUCUGUGGUGGCCAGAUGGCAAUGUCGCUCAACCUAUUGAGGAAUACCGCAUGACUGUUCAUGUGUUUGGGGCUAGAUCUUCACCAGCUUGUGCCAAUUAUGCCCUGAAGCACACAGCAGAAGACUUUGCAGAGGACAAGGUGGCACAUAUCAUCAAGCGCAACUUUUAUGUUGACGAUUGUUUGUACUCAAGCUCAACAGUCCAGGAAGCUGCAGAGCUAUCAGAGGGCCUACAAGAAGCUUGUAAGAAAGGAGGAUUCCACCUCACAAAAUGGGUGAGCAAUGACAGAAGAGUAUUGAAUGCCAUACCCAAGGAGGAGAGAGCAAGUACAGUGCAGGAGCUAGACUUUGACAAGGACAAGUUGCCAACAGAGAGGGCACUUGGCAUGCUGUGGCAUACAGAUGAAGAUGUUUUCAGUUUCAAGAUUCAGCUGAAAGACAAGCCAGCCACAAGGAGGGGUAUCUUGUCAACAGUGUGCUCCCUGUUCGAUCCACUAGGAUGUGCUUCCCCAGUGCUACUCCCUGCAAAGCACUUACUUCAGACCCUCUGCCGACUAGGAUUAGGAUGGGACGAGACGAUUCCACCAGACCUGCUGAAAAAAUGGGAAACAUGGAAAAGAGAACUCCCAAGACUGUCAGACUUUAAACUUUCCAGGUGUUUGAAGCCAGAGGGGUAUGAAAACCCAAAGUCUGUGACACUGCACCAUUUUGCAGAUGCAAGUGAGAAGGGAUAUGGAACAGUGUCAUACUUGCGAAUGGUGAAUACCAGGGAUGAAGUCCAAUGCUCAUUCCUCUUGAGCAAAUCUAGAGUGGCCCCUCUUAAACAGACGUCGAUCCCGAGAAUGGAGCUUACAGCCGCCACGGUAGCAGUAAGGAUAGACAAAAUGGUAAAACAAGAACUUGACAUCCCAGUAGAUGAGACCUUCUUCUGGACUGAUAGUACCUCUGUACUACAGUAUAUCCAAAGCGAAACAGGGAGGUUCAAGACAUUCGUCGCCAACCGAGUUGCCCUGAUACAAGAAGGAUCUGAAUCAAGUCAAUGGCACCACAUAGAAACUUCGCUGAAUCCGGCAGAUGUAUGCUCCAGGGGAGUCAAGGUAGAUCGAUUCCUAGCAAUGAGAUUCUGGAAGGAAGGACCCGAAUUUCUUCAAGCUUCAGAGGACCAGUGGCCUAAGCAACCCAGAAAUGCAUCACACGACGUAAACAAUGAUCCCGAGGUGAAGAAGAAGAAGAUGUACGUUACAGAGGUCUCGGAAGUAACGGCCAGUGAGAGCAAAUGUAUGGCCACUGCUGUGAGCAAAGAGGAAGAAGAUGAUGUCCUGGAAAGAUUGAUCAACCAUUAUUCAGACUGGUACCACCUCAGAAAGGGAGUAGCAUGGCUACUAAAAUUGAAAGGGCUGCUGAAAGAGAAAAUGAAAGGUCAGCAGAACACACGAGAGAAUCCACCCAUGUUAUUGACAGUGGAAGAUAUUAGACAAGCUGAGGAAGCAAUACUGAUACACGUUCAAGACAGAGCGUUCCCAGUAGAGGUUGUGGCUUUGAGGAAACAGGCACACGAUGUCAACCAAAGGACAGGAAGGUUGCAGCCAGGGGUCAGAAAAUCAAGCCCUAUCUACAAAUUAGACCCUCAGAUGGACAAUGGCCUACUUAGAGUAGGAGGAAGACUUAACAAGGCAGCCUUGCCUGAAGAAGCAAAACAUCCAGUCAUCCUACCAAAGAGAGGACAUGUGUCUGAACUCAUCUUGCGGCACAUUCAUGAAAACUCAGGACAUAUGGGAAGAAACUAUGUCUUGGCAAAACUCCAGCAACGAUAUCACAUAGUUGGUGCAAUUUCAGCCUUCAGGAAAGUCGUCAAGAAAUGUGUCAAGUGCCGACGUCAAAGAGGGCGGGUAAUCCAACAGAAGAUGGCCGACCUACCCAUAGACCGACUGAGACCGGACGAUCCACCUUUUACACGAGUUGGAGUCGAUUAUUUUGGGCCGAUAGGAGUGAAAAGAGGACGCUCUACAGUCAAGAGAUAUGGCGUAGUGUUCACUUGCCUCGCCAUUCGGGCCAUACACAUAGAGAAGGCUGAUUCACUAGAUACGGAUUCCUGUAUCGCAGCAAUUCGGAGAUUUAUUGCUCGAAGAGGAGCAGUCAGAGAAAUGAGAUCGGACAAUGGAACGAACUUGGUUGGGGCUGAGAAAGAACUAAGAAAAGAACUUGAGAACUGGAACCAGGCCCAGCUCAGCAACUCACUAUUGCAAGUAAACAUCAAGUGGACCUUUAAUCCACCUGGAGGUUCACACCACGGGGGCGUAUGGGAGAGACAGAUCAGGACGAUUCGACAGCUGCUCUUCUUCCUUACCAAACAGCAGACCAUGACGGAUGAAAGUUUGCAGACACUCUUCUGUGAAAUAGAAGGCAUUAUCAAUUGCAGACCCAUCACCAGGGUUUCAGACGAUGCUAACGAUCUAGAGGCUCUGACACCAAACAAGCUCCUGACGUUGAAGGCUACCCCGAUGUUACCCCCAUCGGUUAGUAGGCAGACCGACUGCUACGCACGACGUAGAUGGCGGCAGGUUCAAUAUCUGGCAGACGUCUUCUGGCGACGUUGGCUGAGAGAGUACUUGCCGCAGCUCCAGGCCAGGCAGAAGUGGGUACAUCCUAGUCGCAACAUCCAGGUUGGUGACGUAGUGCUGGUAGUGAACGAGACAGCACCUCGUAACUUCUGGCUCAUGGGAGUAAUCAUCGGCAUCACUCCAGAUCGACAGGGCAUGGUUCGACGGGCGGAGGUGAAGACCAAGACGGGCACCUAUUCGCGACCCAUCAGCAAACUGUGUCUCCUCUUGGAAGGAGAUUCAUGA
Messenger RNA from Strongylocentrotus purpuratus (purple sea urchin), 4386 nucleotides. RefSeq lists its product as uncharacterized. The transcript has a single exon. The record is from RefSeq and is a predicted model, not a curated record. Lineage: Eukaryota; Metazoa; Echinodermata; Echinoidea; Camarodonta; Strongylocentrotidae. Gene Ontology annotation, molecular function: zinc ion binding; nucleic acid binding. Gene Ontology annotation, biological process: DNA integration. The coding region runs from base 1 to 4386 and encodes 1461 amino acids.